This is a messenger RNA of Zerene cesonia (dogface butterfly), 2179 nucleotides long. RefSeq lists its product as uncharacterized. Gene Ontology annotation, cellular component: membrane; septate junction. The record is from RefSeq and is a predicted model, not a curated record. Gene Ontology annotation, biological process: regulation of tube size, open tracheal system; septate junction assembly. The coding region runs from base 158 to 838 and encodes 226 amino acids. The transcript has 3 exons. NCBI's taxonomy places the organism in Eukaryota, Metazoa, Arthropoda, Insecta, Lepidoptera, Pieridae.
AGUUAAAUUUGGGCUGGGCCGCCUAUACAAUACUAUUUAACUAUACCCGUAUUGAAUGUUGAUAGAUAAAAGCGUUAUAUUUUCAUAAUAGUAUAACAGUUUAUAAAAUUGUGCCAUUUUUUAUAGGAAAAAUUUUUAAUUUUAAACUAACACAAAAAUGGUUUCAAAAUCAAAGACUGGACUAUUUGCGCUGGGAUUUUUUACAUUUGCAUCUUUAUUUAUUAUUGUCGCUUUUGUAAGCCCAUAUUGGCUGGUUACUGAUGGAAAAUUGAAAAAUCCGAAAUUUUUAAGAAUUGGUCUAUGGGAGGUUUGUUUUAAUGGUUUUGAAGAAGUUCAUCACUGGUAUGACACAAUAUUCAGCGAUUGUUGGUGGAUUUUCGAAGAGGAAUACUAUAUCAUCCAUGAUAUACUUUUGCCUGGUUUUUUUAUUGCAACUCAAUUUUUCUUUACAAUAACAAUGUGUUGUAUUAUUGUUUCAAUUUUCUUAUUUUACAUGUACAUCAAGAAAGAUCAAGAUGAUGAUAAUUAUGUAACACUUUUAUUAACAUUUGGAACUACCUUGGUAAUAGGCGGUUUUUCAGGUUUGAUAUCAGUUGUAACUUUUGGUGCAAGAGGGGAUGGAAGGGAUUGGAUGCCUCAUUGGGAGCACAAUGAUCUGGGAUGGGCAUUUGCCCUUGGUGUUAUAGGAGUUAUAUUUCUGUUUCCAGCAGGAAUACUGUUCCUUAUUGAGGCUAGAGUGAGGAAAUACAAGAGACUGCAUGAAAUGCAAAGUAGAGAACCUUCAUCCUAUACAAUGCACGAAAGGAAGGUUGCCUUUCCUGGGCAUACAGAUAUAUAAAAUUAUAUUGUAAUAUUUUAGUGAUAACACUACACAGGCAGGCUAACAAUUCAUGAUCUUAUGCAAUCCGUCCAAGAGUUAUUUAGGAAAAAGUUUUUUAUGUAAUUGUAUUUUUAAGUACAUAGCGUUAAGGUACAGUGUAAUCUGAAUUUACUUUAAACAAGAUCUGGGGGUAAUCAUUUUUUAACACAUUUUUGUACUUUCUAAAGUCUACUGUGGCAUCAUAAAUAUUGUCUUUUUAUCAUUGUAAAGGUUUAUGUUGUUUUAUGUUUUUUAAUUUAAAGGUACAGUAGAAACUUGAUCAACUAAACUAAUGUAUGAUGUCAGGCAUCCAGAUAAUUAUAUAUCUGGAUCUUGAUAACACAAUGUAUGAAAGAAGGUUUCAGUAAAUUUUUAGAUUAAGUUUUAAUAAUCUCAGGUGCGUAUUGAAAAUAACAAAUAAAUCUUGUCAUAGCACAAUCAAGUAAAUGUGUGAAUUUACAAUAGGAGCUGUACAAUUUUACCUUUUUUUUCAUUCUUGGUGCAAAUUUCUCAAAUGCUUCUAUCAUAACAUUUGUUUCCGGACAAUGCCCAAUCGGUCCAGCUUUUAUGUGACCAAGGAAAAUUGGGGUGAAAUUUUGUAUAAUAAGAUUAUUAAGAUUUACAUUAUUUAACAUAUGAUUAGGGGAUGCACAUCAUUUUAGUUAAUUAAUAUUUUAUUAAAUUACAUACAUACAAAAAAUCAUGUCAUAGAUAAAUAUGAAUGUAUGUAUACAUGCAUAGAUCUUUUUUUCUAUUCAUUUGAAAGGACUGAGGGUUUGAUAAUCCAGUUUCUGCUAAAUGAAUAAUAAUUAUCUUAAAACAAAAUAUUAAACCACCUCCAAAGGCUGGCACCAGGUUUUAAAUAAAAAAAGAAUCAUAAAAAUUGGUUUACCCAUUAAAAAGGUAUGACGUAAAAAUAUAUUCAUAUUGAUAACUUCCUUCUUAUAAAGUUUGUUAAUAACCUCCUUUUUUGAACUCGGUUAAAGAAUUAUGUAAAGUAUUAAAAAAUUCAUGCUUAUAAGAUUGUGUACAAUAGCAAAGUUUUUGGUUAUUCUUAAUUUUUUUUUUUAUAUUUUACAUUAGCAACAGAUACUUGACACUUGGAUAUUGACUAUUUAAUAUGUAAGCUGAUACUAACCCUGUCUUUUUUGUUUUUGUCGUUAUUUAACUCCUAUAAAUGAGCAAUUUUUAACAAAUAUUUUAUUCUUGAAUGAUUAGAAAAGAAUUGCAUUCAUAGAGAAGACAAAAAUUCACAGAAUUCAAAAUUGUCAGGAAGAUAUUCUGGGUUAAUAGGUUUUAAUUAAAAAGCAUUUUUAAUAA